Vicia faba (fava bean) is the source of this 2169-nucleotide messenger RNA. The record is from the annotation of a GenBank genome assembly. Lineage: Eukaryota; Viridiplantae; Streptophyta; Magnoliopsida; Fabales; Fabaceae.
AUGUGGGAGUUUUACCUGAUAUCUCUUCCCCUCACAAUGGGAAUGGUGCUAUUGACGCUCCGGUACUUCGCCGGACCUUCCGUACCUCUCUACGUCCUCUUCACCGUCGGAUACACCUGGUUCGUUUCCCUCUCUAUCAUCAUCCUCGUCCCCGCUGACAUCUGGCUGACAAUAUCUUCCCUUUCGGAUAAUGGAGGCAUUUCUUUCUUUUGGAGUUGGUCGUAUUGGAGCACGUUUUUACUUACUUGGGCUGUCGUGCCCCUUAUUCAGGGUUUUGAAGAUGCCGGUGACUUCACUGUAUCAGAAAGAUUGAAGACUAGCAUACAUGUUAACUUGGUCUUUUAUCUAAUUUUGGGAUCCAUUGGCCUUAUUGGACUUAUUCUUCUCAUUAUGAUGCAGAGGCACUGGAGUGGAAGUAUUUUGGGAUUUGCCAUGGCUUGCUCAAAUACUUUCGGACUAGUUACCGGUGCAUUUCUUCUUGGCUUCGGUUUGAGUGAAAUUCCUAAGAAUGUUUGGAGAAAUGCUGACUGGACCACCCGCCAAAAAGUUCUUUCCCACAAAAUUGCUAAAAUGGCUGUUGAACUUGAUGAUGCUCAUCAAGAACUCUCAAAUGCUGUUGUUGUUGCUCGAGCCACUUCGAAUCAGAUGUCUAGGCGCGAUCCUCUAAGACGUUACAUGGAUGUAAUUGAUGACAUGCUAACUCAAAUGUUUAGGGAAGAUCCAUCCUUCACGCCACAAGGUGGCCGAUUAGGGGGAAGGGAUAUGGAUUAUGAUACUGAUGAGAAGUCAAUGGCAACAUUAAGACGUCAUCUUCGGGGGGCUAUUGAGGAGUACUACAGAUAUAAAAGUGAGUACAUGACUUAUGUACUAGAAGCCCUUGAAUUGGAAGACACGACUAAGAGUUAUGAACGCCGCCAUAUAAUUGGAUGGAAAUAUAUGUCAAGCAUCAGACCUGUUCGGACUGGCAACUUAGGGUCUUUAUUUGACACUUUAGAAUUUUUCUGGCGAUGCAUUUUGAGAAUACAAGUUGAAAAAGGGUUGGCCAUUAUACUUGGUAUCAUGUCUGUUGCAAUUCUUCUAGCAGAGGCAACUCUUCUACCUAGUGUCGAUCUAUCUCUUUUCUCAAUUCUCAUAAAAUCUGUUGGAUCACAGGAGAUGCUUGUGCAGGCUUUUGCUUUUGUUCCACUCAUGUACAUGUGCAUUUGCACAUACUUCUCCCUGUUCAAAAUUGGAAGGCUGGUGUUUUACUCAUUGACACCCAGGCAGACCAGCCCAGUUAACCUGCUUAUGAUAUGCUCUAUGAUUGCUCGUUAUGCUCCCCCUGUAUCAUACAACUUUCUCAAUCUAAUUCGCCUAGGAUCUGAUAAAACAACUAUAUUUGAACAGCGAAUGGGGAACAUUGAUAAUGCUGUCCCUUUCUUUGGAGAUAAAUUUAACAAAAUCUUUCCACUUAUAAUGGUUAUAUACACCCUUUUGGUUGCAAGCAACUUUUUUGACAGGGUAUUUGAUUUUCUGGGUAGUUGGAAGAGAUAUAUUUUCAAAACUGAAGCUGAAGAUUUGGAUGGUUUCAAUCCGUCAGGGUUAAUUAUCUUGCAGAAAGAACGGUAUUGGCUUGAACAAGGUCGUAAAGUAGGCGAGCAAGUUGUUCCACUUGCGAGGAAUUUUAAUAGCAUUGUUGUUGAACCAAGCAACAACAUUAUGGAGGAGAAUGGUGUUGAAAUGAAUGGAACUUCCACUUUAACUAAUGCCGAUAUUAAUGGGCGUCUGUUCAAAACUUCGAAGGAAGAGACAAAGAGAUAUAGUUCGAGCAGAGACGCGAUCAGCAGCAAGUAUGCUGCUGUCAGACAGCAGAGUGGACUAGCAUCUAAAUUGAAUGUAGAAGAGAGAAACUUAGAUUCUGCUAAGGUUUCCUUGCUCGAUAAAGCCAAUACCCAUUAUGGUAAUACAUCUGGAACUUCUGGUUUUGUUUCGACAUGGCAAACAUUAAAAAAAGGCUUUACGAGUUUCAAGGCCGACGUCGGUGGCGUCAAAGGUUUUCUACCCAUACGUCAAACACAGCAAGAUAGGAUCUCUAGUGUUUCCUCAUCUGAAUCCCUUGAUGAUAUAUUUCAAAGACUGAAACAGCCUUCAAUGGACCAAGCCUCUUACAAUGGCAGUUCUUCUAGAUGA